This is a messenger RNA of Lottia gigantea (owl limpet), 1935 nucleotides long. RefSeq lists its product as hypothetical. The record is from RefSeq and is a predicted model, not a curated record. Gene Ontology annotation, biological process: sodium-dependent phosphate transport. The transcript has 9 exons. Gene Ontology annotation, cellular component: membrane. Gene Ontology annotation, molecular function: sodium:phosphate symporter activity. NCBI's taxonomy places the organism in Eukaryota, Metazoa, Mollusca, Gastropoda, Lottiidae. Bases 94 to 1935 code for a protein of 613 amino acids.
CUGAAGGGUUCAGGUCUACCUGUCUGAGUUUAUAACAUCACAUCGUUCAGGAUUACUAGUAGAUCUCCAGAUAGGGGAUUCAAUACAGAGAUCAUGCAGAAAUAUGAACUGCAGGAAAAACGGAAUGGAAAGGAUCCAGAAAAUGGGGGUGUUCAUAACAAAGGUUUCCUAGAUGACAAUUCUAAAUCCUUCGACGACAACCAGGUUGUUAUAGAAGAAGAAACGGAUCCAUGGAAAGUGUCGAAAGUUAUUGUGGAUGAAGUUCCCAUGAAUGAGCUGGAUGGAUUUGGCAAAUGUAAAAGGAUCAGUUUAAUAUUUAUUAGAAUAAUUCUAGUAUUGGCCUGUCUGUAUUUCUUCAUCUGUUCUUUGGACUUCUUGAGUUCAGCUUUCAAGUUAUUGGGUGGACGAAAGGCUGGUGAAGUGUUCCAGAACAGUGAAAUCCUAUCCAACCCGGUAGCAGGAUUGAUGAUGGGGGUGCUGGUAACUGUACUGGUUCAGAGUUCUUCUACCUCAACAUCUAUUGUUAUCAGUAUGGUAGGCGCUGGAAUUCUGGAGAUAAGAACAGCUAUACCUAUUGUAAUGGGGGCCAAUAUUGGAACCUCUGUUACUAAUACCAUCGUGGCGUUGGGACAGAUUACUGAUAAAAACGAGUUUCGCCGAGCCUUUGCUGGAGCUACUGUACAUGAUAUGUUCAACUGGAUGAGUGUAAUAGUGUUUCUACCUCUGGAAAUCGCUAGCGGUUACCUGUACCGACUCAGCGGCGCCAUCAUCAAUAGUUUACCUUUGGAACAAAAUAAAGGAGCUAAAAAAGAUUUUCUGAAAGUUAUUACCAAACCUUUUACAACUUUAAUUAUCCAGGUUGACAGUAAAGCCAUCAAUAAGAUUGCUAUAUCUGAAAAGGCAUCACAUGAAGUCAAACUGAUGAAGAGCUGCUGUGACAAGACGAAGCCAUUGGCAUGUUGUGAAGGCGUGUUGGGUGACACUUCCUGGUUUAAUGACAGUAUAUUAGAAUACGACGUAUCGCACCGUAACUACCUAUUUAAGGGGCUGAUUGGAGAGAUCAGUGAAGAGGCUAUAGGAGCUAUAUUAUUAGUGCUGUCUCUCAUCAUUCUGUGUCUCUGUUUAGUAUUUAUGGUCAAGCUCCUCAAUCUGUUACUCAAGGGACAGAUGGCUUUAGUCAUCAAAAAAUUCAUCAACGCAGACUUCCCAGGAUAUUGUUCAUAUUUUACCGGUUACAUCGCCAUUUUGUUGGGUGCUGGAUUCACCAUACUGGUCCAGAGCAGCUCCAUCUUCACGUCCUCCAUUACCCCGUUAGUUGGAAUGGGAGUUAUCGAACUUGAUCGUAUGUAUCCUCUGACCCUCGGAGCCAAUAUUGGUACCACGACGACUGGAAUCCUAUCAGCACUCGCUCAAGACAGUGACAAGCUCGCCGAUUCCUUACAAGUCGCCUUCUGUCAUUUGUUUUUCAAUAUUUCUGGUAUCUUGUUGUUUUAUCCCUUCCCUUUCUUCAGACCACCUAUUCCAUUAGCUAAAUUUUUAGGCAAUGAAACCGCCAAGUAUCGAUGGUAUGCUAUUAUGUAUAUCUUCCUAAUGUUCUUUAUAUUCCCGGCCAUUGUUUUCGCCUUGUCUGUACCAGGCUGGUAUGUGCUAGCAGGAGUGUUGUGUCCCAUUGCUCUUUUUAUCAUAAUAAUCAUGGUCAUCAAACUUAUUCAAAGAAAAAGACCCGGAUGUCUUCCCCCAUUUUUGCGCAACUGGAAAUUCCUUCCAAAAUUCUGUCGAUCUUUAGAACCUUAUGAUUACGUGUUUGGUUGUCGGUGCUGUAAAAAAAAGGAAGUAGUAAAUGAUGGGACAAAAUCAAAUGGCGUCCAAAAUGGACACACGAGCAUUCCUAUCACAGCUGGCAGUAACACCACCGAGCAAAAUACACACAUGUAA